Messenger RNA from Diprion similis, 1736 nucleotides. RefSeq names its product mitochondrial import inner membrane translocase subunit Tim22. Gene Ontology annotation, biological process: protein insertion into mitochondrial inner membrane. Gene Ontology annotation, cellular component: TIM22 mitochondrial import inner membrane insertion complex. Gene Ontology annotation, molecular function: transmembrane protein transporter activity. Lineage: Eukaryota; Metazoa; Arthropoda; Insecta; Hymenoptera; Diprionidae. Bases 50 to 631 code for a protein of 193 amino acids. The record is from RefSeq and is a predicted model, not a curated record. The transcript is spliced from 5 exons.
GUCAGAGGCCUAACCAGCCCUAACCUCCAAAUGUGCAAUAAUCGCAGAGAUGUUUUCCUUCAGCCCACCAAAGCCGCCGCCGACGCCCGAAGGAGAUAAGAGAGUAUUUAUGACUGAUCCUGACAUGGAUAAAAUAGCUAUACAUUUCGUCGGCACUCAACAACGUUUCAGAGACAACAUCAUUAUACCUAGAGUAAUGGGCCCCGUCAAGAUAAAGACAAAUGAUGAGAAACUCAUGGAGUCUGUCAUGGAGAGCUGCAUCUUCAAAAGCUUUAUGAGUUGCGUUAUGGGCUACGGUCUUGGCGCAGCUAUCGGUCUGUUUUCUUCCAGUGUAAAUCCAAACGUUGCUAGCGUGGAAAAACAGCAAACAGCACGUGAAAUAUUCAGAGAAAUGAAGACGACAACACUUGGAUAUGCCAAAAACUUUGCUGUUGUAGGAUGUGUGUUCUCAGCUGUUGAAUGUACCAUAGAAUCAUACAGGGGAAAGUCUGACUGGCGAAAUGGUACUUAUGCUGGUGGCGUGACAGGUGGACUUAUCGGUCUCAGAGCUGGACUCAAGGCAGGUCUUGUUGGUGCUGCAGGUUUUGCAGCAUUUUCAACAGCGAUAGAUUACUACAUGCAUAAAUCUUGAAUUCCUUAGACAAAAAUAGAUUAUUUAUUGUGUAAUACUUGUUAAAUGUAAAUAACAUGCAACAAUAGUGUAAUAAAAGUUGAAUAAGUCAUUUUUAUAUGUCAAUAAUAUAUAUUUUUUUCGAUUUAAAAUAUAGAGAAGAUCAAAAUUUUACACAGGAUAAGACUUAAUUUUUAGAUUAAAAUCACUUGGCUUGACGAAGGAGUUGUCAAAAUCUAUUAAUCUGUAUUAAAAUAGUUCAUAUACAUUUGUUUUGCAUUACAUUUUCUUACACGCUCAUAGUACCUACCUAAUUAAAGAUUUGCAAAAUAGUUGACAAUUCCUUGGUCAAACUUCACUUUCUCAAUGCCAAUAAAAAUGAUAUUAGGGUAAUAUAAUGAUGCCUCCUAAUGAAGGUUAGGAAUAAUAAAAGGCUUUCACUUAGAAAAUGCAAUUGUACAAAGCCGAAAAAUUCCACUUAAACAGAGGUGACAAAAAUAUUAUAUGUAGAUCAGUACAGAUUAAAUGCGUCGUCACAACGAACAAUUAAACCUAUUUUGUUUAUAGAAAAUAUAUACUUUUCUCUCAUUUCCAAAAUUCGCCAAUACCUAAUAAGAUUCUAAUUGCUUGUUAACAUUUAGGAAUUUGCAUUACCUAAAACUGGCAGUAUAUUUAAUCAUAACUUUGAUAUGAGGAAAAUUUGUACGAAUUAUGAGAUUUUUUAGCUUCAUAUCCCACACACAAUAUGGAACAUAUUUCAACAUACAUGUGGACAUGUGGUCUUUUCAUUACGAUUGCAAGCAAAAACUAAUGGGUAUCAUUCAGGAUAAGAAAUUGGCUAAUCUUCUUGUCAGGAACGGCUCGAUAUCGUCAUAUUUACUCUACCUCGGAAAGUUUAUUCUGAAAGUAAUUUUCACCAAGUAAUUAUGUAAAAGUGCGGGUUGUGCUGAACAAGCUGGCUAAAAGGAUACACAUUUCGUAGAAAAAAAAAUACUGCAAGGCACUCUUCAUAUUUCUUUUUACAAUGCACACAGAUAUGUAAGUAACAAAUGUUAUGUGUCUUGGUUAUUUUUUUUUUUGGUUUAGCUUCUAUCACUCAAUAUGCACGUCCCACAGCACAUAAACA